CCGGUUUUUGUGUAUGAUAUGGUAACGAAGCGAAUGCUGAAGAAAGAAGUGCGAAUUGUACCGGGAUUGCUGAAAAUUUUCGACGAAAUUUUGAAAGAAGUGCGAAUUGUACCGGGCUUGCUGAAAAUUUUCGACGAAAUUUUGGUCAAUGCUGCCGAUAAUAAGAGGCGCGAUCCACAGAUGAGCACCAUCCUGCAUAUAAAAGCAUUAAAUUUCUGGGAUUUUCCAGGUGGCCGAAAUGGAUUUGGUGCUAAGCUGUGCAAUAUUUUCAGUACAGAAUUUUCGGUGGAAACAUGCUCGAAGCAGUCAGGAUUGCGUUUCUUUCAAUGCUGGCGCGACAACAUGAAUGAGGUGGAUGAGCCGGUCAUCGAGGAUGCCAGUGGCUCAGAAACAAUUGACUAUACCUGUGUUACUUUCAAACCAGACCUGAGUAAAUUUAAAUUGACCAGCCUGGACUCGAAUACAGUGGACGUGAUGAUACGGCGAGUUGUCGAUGUCGCUGGCACUCUGGACGGCGUAAACGUCUUCCUGAACGGUACCAAAGUCGAGGUUUCAGGAUUUGAAGAUUAUGUGAAAUUAUUUGCCCCGAAUUCCUCGGAAAAUGACGAUGACAGUAACAGUCCAUAUUAUGUCACUGUGAAUGAUCGGUGGCAAAUUGCCGUAGCACGAAGUGACAUUGGAUUCCAGCAGAUUAGCUUUGUCAACAAUAUCAACACCCUGAAGGUUUUUCUGCCAGUUUUUCUUGAAACUCAUUCAGUUUUUUUCUGA
Molecule: messenger RNA, 768 nt
Organism: Gongylonema pulchrum
Lineage: Eukaryota; Metazoa; Nematoda; Chromadorea; Rhabditida; Gongylonematidae
Source: the annotation of a GenBank genome assembly